Vitrella brassicaformis is the source of this 1722-nucleotide messenger RNA. The record is from the annotation of a GenBank genome assembly. Lineage: Eukaryota; Vitrellaceae.
UUGCGUAUCUAUCGGUCGCUCGUCGGUCGGUCGGUCGGUCGGUCGGUCGGUAGAUCAGAUCAGUCAGUAGCCCAGCACAAAUGAGGCCACCACCUGUUCCGGCAGCCCUCGCAUAUAGCGAAUGAACCAAUGCUCCUCCUCCUGCUCAUCGGUCGCCGCCCCCGAUCCGCCUUGCUCCUUGUCCACCACACACCACCCUCCGCCUCCCACACAAGCGGCCACCAUGGCCGCACUGCCUCCCUGCUGCUUCUCGGGUGCAUUGGGUGCAUUGGUACGAUCCAUCUCCUCCUCGCCAUUGGUGUCCUCCCCGUGUCCGCCCUGCAUCCCAUCGGCAUCGACAUCUUUCCCCACCACCACGGCCGCCUUGCCCGAUGAGCUCGCCGACGUCGUCAACAGACCCCUGAGCACACCCGUCUCCUUCGUGGCCGGCGCCUCGUGCAUGUGAUUGUGGUCAACGACGCAUGGCGGCGGGGGUGCGGGUAUCAUCAGCGGAGCAUCUUUCAGCGAGACAGGCUCUCGGCAAGCCUCUCGGUCCACAGGCGGCGAAGAGCGCCGCGCCAUUGGACCGACAGGCUGGACGGGGGAGUUGUUGUGGCUCUUUCUCUGUGGGCUUCUGCUGUGGAUGGGAGUGGGGGUGUGGGGCCGCGAGUAGACAACGGGAGGGCGGGGAGCGGCCUGAGAGGAUGACGGGCGGUGGGAGGGUCGGAAGUGCGGCUCACCGGCAUAGGCACCUCCGGCUCUCUGGUUUUCGAGCUGCUGAAACAGCUGAGGACACACACGCACACACACACACACACGCAGAGAGAGAGAGAGGGAGAGAGAGGGGACGGAUGAAAGACGGCCGAGGGAUGCGUGUGAUGGUGUGUCGUGUUGUGGUUCCUACCUACCUUUUCGACAACCUUCAUGCCCUCUCUCCUGAUGGAAUCGUCCAUCAGAGGCAUGGCCAGGGGACGGCCGUGGGCAGGAGCGCUCUCAUCGCCAACGCUGCUGAACACACAACACACAACAGGACGACAGACAGACAACACCCGAGUGGACCCACAGAACAACCAACCAGAAUCUGAGCUCUCUGUGUCUGGCUCACCUCAUAUCAUCGAGCGUCCGCACCUCUCCCUCUCCCUCUCCCUUGCCCCUCUCCUGCCUCACAUCAUCCACCAUCCGCUCAAACAGCGCCCUCUCGGCAGCAAUCGACCCCCUACCCAGCACCUCACGCUGCUCCAGCCAGUACUCCAGCCACCGCACACACAGACGCUCCCUCGUCCUCGGCCGCAUCCGCCGCAGAUACGAGUGCAUCACCGAGUCCCCCCUGUCAGUCCACACGUGCUUGCGCACCUCGGCCUCCCUCUCGGCCCGGUAAACCAGCUCCCGCUGCUUCCUCAGGUAACAUGCGUGUUCCUCUGGGGUGCGGGGGACGGUCUUGAGCAGAUUGGUCGACGUGAGCCGGGUGCUGCAGCUCGGGAGCGGCGGCACCGACUGGCCACAUUUUGAGUUCGCGACCGUCACGGCAAAAUGGCGGCUGCCGGGGCUGGUUCUGCCAUUGCCCUUGCUGCCUGUCGUCCUCUCGAACUGCCGCCGUUUCUCCUGCACUGCCGAAAUGUCCCGCAAGGCUGCCACCUCUUCACGCGCUGUCGAAUGGGAAUUCGCAGAGAGCUUCUUGGGGGAGUGCAGGCGCGAAGAGCGGCCUGCUGCCUUCAUGCUGACCACCUCCGGCUGCAUGCGCAU